Molecule: messenger RNA, 3241 nt
Organism: Betta splendens (Siamese fighting fish)
Lineage: Eukaryota; Metazoa; Chordata; Actinopteri; Anabantiformes; Osphronemidae
Gene: kiss2
Product: kisspeptin 2
Exons: 2
Coding region: 2142-2483 (113 amino acids)
Source: RefSeq, a predicted model, not a curated record
AAGGUGGCUCCACCACGCCUCCUGGGGCUGAACCCUCCCAGUAUACAUCCAAGAGCGUGGGGUCAACAGCAGGAGGCUCCACCGCGCCUCCUGAGGACGAACCUUCCCAGUGCCUGUCCCAGAGUGUGGGGUGAGCAGCAGGAGGUUCCUGGGGCUAAACCCUAACCACGCCGUUAUGUGAUCACAUUUUGCUGGAUGUUGCUCGUAGGACUGGAGGAGAGUCUUUUGCAGAUGUUCCACGUGGAGGAUAUCUAGGUGGUGUGCUCAAAUAAGAUGGAUUUAACAGUGUAACCUACACACUUAGGUUAAAAUCUUGGCAGAUGGAGGGGCAGAACUGAGACAACUGAAGUGAUGGAGGAACUGACUAGAUCCUGGAAGGGUGUAAAGGCUGAAGUGCACAUCUCCUGAAGUAGAGCAGCAGACAAGGGGCAGUGACAGAACGUUUCAUUUACAUCAUACAAAACAACAACAACCACCACCACAACCAAGAUGGUAUAGAGCAAAUAAGAAAAUAGAGCUGGAGGAAGGAACGUUUAAGGUGGCGAACAAGGCUGAGGACAGAAGCUUUGGGUUAACUAAGACCAGGAUGGUGGAGUUCAGGAUGAACAACAAGAGACACUAGAAAACCAUGUUCACACAAACCUACAGCUAAAAACUCAUGACGCGUAAAACGCAUCGCAGGAUGCUUGCAGUUAAGCAUCAUGGGAGGGGACAUCAAGAUGCAUGGCGUGAGCAAACAUGAGAUGGAGCCAGAAGAUUAUAAUUUGGUCUUGAUAAUUAAACAGAUCAGGGAUUAAGCUGUCAACAGCAGCAGCUGAACUAAAAUUACUAAGGAGAAUAACUGAACUAGGUCCAGGUCCACGUCCAGGAUGUGUUGCCUCAUUUUAAUUGGUCGAGUUUAAAUUGACUGAGAAACAUCCAGAAUUACAGACAGCACAGCUAACAAAAUAAAAAGUCAAAUAAUGUAAUCAGUGAUAAUAAUACACUUAUACAUGCAGUUUAUGUAAAGAAACCUAUACUGAUACUGAUCAUUCACCACAACCUCCAUAAUAUAGGACUGUGCCGGUCCCAAGCCCUGAUAAAUAGAGAGGUUGUGACAGAAAGGGCAUGAUGCAUCAAGUCGCCUUCCCCAGGUCCCGAGUGAAAAAAGCCCACUGACACAUUGGCCUAUAUCUGGAGGUUCUAUGAUGCCUGUUUCUCUUUUAACAUGUCACCGUUUUCUUAGCAACAGUCUACAUUCUACAGGGCAGUAUUGGUCAAAUAAUGCUCACAAGGGUUUGGUACCACAAUGUGACCAGACAGAGGGUUCAGCUGGGACACGUGUGGAACUGAAAGCACCAACUGUCCAACUGGUCAGCUGGUUGUUAUGGUGUUAAACAGCGUCUUAGGCUCCAGGUUCUUCAUUUUCUCAGGUAACUGUCUAAGCAUGACUCCUGCUUCCUGCUACUGCUGUUCUGAGUCAGAACGUCUUAUUUAUGAUCUGUGCUAAAGGAAAUUAACAUAUCUGCUCAGGCCACUAGUUGUUUUAUUUCAAACAAACACAUUUCUUUAGUUUUUUUUAAUUUAAUUUUUAAUAGUUUGGAAGGUGAAAGCAACACUAAACAUAGUGCAUCAUAACAAACUUCCCACAUCACUGUCUUAUUAAACCAGAGAAGAAAACAGUUGACUAAGCAGCAAUUUCUCUUAGAAAAUUGUAACUGAAUGUAUUGUUUUUUGCAUCAUUUUUCAAGACUGUCUUUCUGUGUGGAGUUUGCUUUUUCUUCCCGUUCACUGACUGUCUCACAAGAAGACCCUGGCCUUAAUCUGGAGUUUGGUUCAGCAGUGAAUGAAGUCUUUUCCACAGCGACUGUUCUUUAUAUCAACAUGGACAAACCAAAACACACUUUGUCCUGUUCACAUCACUGGUUCCUUUAAACUGAUCACGGUGUCGUUAUACACGGAAUGAGCCGUGAACACUUCCGAGAAGCUCAUGGAUGAUGCAUUUCAGCACCAGAGCUGCGGACAACGCGGCGGAUACGCAGGCAACGUGUGAUUGGCUGUGCGCCAGAGAAGCGCGAGGUCACCGGUGAGAAUAUAAACAAAGCAGGCGUCAGAGCAGCAGAGCAGAGCGACAGCAACACACCUCAAGUUGGACCUGGACCAUGAGACUCGCGGCUGUGGUCGUGGUGUGCGCGCUGAUCGUGGGUCAGGAUGGAGGAAGUGUGUCUGACUCCGCGUGGAGGAUGCGCGCAGCAGGAGGAGCGUUCAGGAGAAGAUCCGCAGACCUGCUUCUAUCCGACGACCCCAACCUGUGUCUGUCUCUGAGGGAGAACGACGACCAGCGGCGGCUGCUGUGCAACGACCGCAGGAGCAAGUUUAACUUCAACCCGUUCGGCCUCCGCUUCGGGAAACGCGCGUACAGAGGAGCCGCGAAGAGGCGAGCGCGCACGCGUGCCUUCAUGCCGCUCACGCUCUUCCUGCGGGAGCUGGAGGUGCCGUCAUGAAGACGCUUAUGCACCGGGGACGUGUAACAGCAGCUUUUUAAUUCAAACUCAAUAAACUUUUGUACCUUUGAAGCGGAGCUCUUGACUUGAACGACUCUAACUUUGUUUUCUGUUCACGGUCUCAGUGUAUAAGAACGAAAUGUUGGCUCUGUUCAGUCUGCGCUUUUGUAAACAUGUAAAUUAUUUUUUUCUGUUUCCCCCCUGUUCUUCUGCUACCUUUCUGUUACUUUUUGAAUAAGUAGAAAUAAUUCCCCACUAACAUAAUAAAUCAUAAGUCAUAGCUGCAUCCAUUCCAUCCUCCAACGCUGUAAGCUGGUAGAACAUGAUGAAGGGGAACGAGUCACAGUAAACCUGAUGGUGACAGAACGUGCCUGAUGGAACCACCGGGCGGCGCCUUUGUGCAAUUUCAAAUCACCGCAGAGACAGAUGGACACACGACAGGAGCGUUCAGUGGAACUGAUGACACACACUUGACUAAAAAGUGGCAAAUAGACAUAAAGGUGUAAAGGUAAAGUGUAAAGGUGUGAAACAUUUAAAUGAGACAGCUGAAAACAUGUACUGUACGCAGUUAGGUUUGAAACUUGAAACACCUGCUCCUCUGUCUGAGGCUUGUGGGUCACCUGUCCUUCCCAACUCCACGGCUCACUGCUAUGCAUGUAGACGAAUGAGGUUUCAACCAGUAGAACCAGAAACGUUAUUGGGCUGCGCUGAUACUGAGGCUGGAGCCAGAGCUGUAUACUGAACAUGUUAUUCUUCCA